Acanthopagrus latus (yellowfin seabream) is the source of this 10245-nucleotide messenger RNA. It is a transcript of the gene eys, whose product is annotated as eyes shut homolog. The transcript has 54 exons. Gene Ontology annotation, molecular function: calcium ion binding. The coding region runs from base 666 to 9872 and encodes 3068 amino acids. Lineage: Eukaryota; Metazoa; Chordata; Actinopteri; Spariformes; Sparidae. The record is from RefSeq and is a predicted model, not a curated record.
CUCGGCGAAGUGGCCCGUUAAUUACUAACGUCAUCGCUUUGCUAGCUCAGCGACUUAAUAUAAAAUCAAAUAUGAGCUAGCCGUGCCCACUGAAAAGAGGACAUGUCUCACUGAAGUUCAAAGAUGCAUUGUGUUGGAUUUGCGGUGUCUUAGCUUGUAUGGAGACAUGUUUGAUGUCAACCUGCAGCCCCUGAAUCGUUGGUCACGGACGAUGCUGGUGUUCUCAGCAAAGGUGCCCAUCAGGAGGUAAAGAGGAUGAGGUUGGAGUUACUUCCAGGUCCACAUAGUUUCCGAGAGUGGCACGUGUACGUGGCAGAACAUCUUGCUUUUCAUUUUUAUCACCAGUGUUCACCUGCAUCAUCUAGAUAUUUGGGGAUGGAUCUUAUGAGAUAAGACGCAGUGUCGAGGAAACUGGGAUAGGGCAUCUUCUGCGUGAGUUGGAUCCAAAUGAUCGGGCGGAUGAAACCGGGGAGAGGCUUUGAGGAUGCAGCCAGAAAGCACACCAGUGCAGACAGGUGACUGGUAUUCAUGCGGACCUCUUGGAGUACAUGGAGCAGCAUCUCAUGAAGGAUACGAUACAACUCCUUCACCUCAUCUAUUCUCCAGGUGACGCGAGUUUUUAAACUGCCGGAUUGAUUCAAAUCAAGUGGCGAGAGAGCGGAGCCAUGUGCACGUUGUCGUUUCACCUGAUUGCCGUGUUUGUGGCUGCCCAGGUGAUCCACUGCAAAGCGAGUUGCAACAGGCAAGCCUCACUCGAGUGGCAUGUCAAGCAGCGCACGGUCCAAAUGAACUGGACUCUCGUGGGAAACGUCUGCGGCAGCGUCUCUGAGUGUUGGGAUUUUCCCGGGGGGGACAUUUCGGCCGGGCACCCUUUCAACUUCCCACAGAUAUGUCCACUUCAGCUGCAGCAUGGAGACAAACUGCUGAUGUCCGCUGAUGAAACGCUGAAGUCGUAUGGCAUCACACUCCUCAAUGUGUCAAGAGAGGACUUUGAAAGCUGUUCCACGGGUGAACAGAUGAAAGAUCAGUUUCUUUUCCCCGGCAUUAUAAAAGAAAGGGAGCCGGUCGAGGCCAAGUGGCUCAUCCCGGGUCAUCACUACUUCAUCGCUCUGCACGAGGGAGACGCGCAGCUGUGCAGGCUCGGCUUGCGGCUCAAUGUGUCUGUCAGAGCGCAGCUUUGUCAGGCCUCCCCUCUGCUGCGGCUUUGUUCGGGGAACGGUGUUUGUCAGACAGGCCCGUGGGAAGGCGCAUACCACUGUCGAUGCCACCACCGCCACUCGGGGAGGUUCUGUGAAAAGUCCGAUGCCUGUUUGGAUAACCCGUGCGAAAACAAGGGAGUCUGUUUGAGCAAUGGAUCGGCAGAUCCGAACCACAGAACGUAUAAGUGUCUGUGUCCUCCACAUUUCACAGGGGUUAACUGCUCCGAGGUGGUCGGGAAGGAAAACUGUGACAGGAUAUGUGAAUAUGGGACAUGCGUUCAAGUGUCGCCCGCCUCCUUCAAAUGCAGCUGUGACACAGGAUUCUCCGGCCCACCGUGUGAGCGGAGGAAAGCCCCCUGCGAUCCAAACCCGUGCAGCAAUGGCGGCGAGUGCGAGGAGGAGAGCCCCGGAGGAUUUGUCUGUCGCUGUCCGGAGGGGUUCGGGGGCCUCACCUGCGACUUCCGAUUCGACUCGGAUUGCCUGCUGUACUCGUGUCAGGAGGAGCAAAUUUGCGGCGCGGGGGAGCACGACUCCGAAUGUGUCUGCGCAGAUGGUAAUGUGGUCUCAGCGUGCAGGAGGCAGCAGAACCCGUGCAGCCCAUCAGCGUGUCUCAACAAUGCCACCUGUGUGUCCAGGGGAAAUGAUUAUGUCUGCAGAUGUCUGAGAGGGUUUUCCGGGAAGAAUUGUGAAGAAGUAAUUGACUACUGCAGGCUGCUCAAUAUCAGCUGCCUCAAUGAGGGAUUGUGCUUCAACAUAAUAGGCGGAUAUCAGUGUGUUUGUGCCCCGGGAUGGAUCGGAGAGUUCUGUCAAUAUGUAGGCGACGCCUGCCUGAUAAAACCAAACAGCUGUUUGAAUGGAGCCACGUGCAUUACAACAAGUCAGCCAUCAUCCCCCCCUCAGUACACCUGCAAAUGUCCCCUCGGCUUCACAGGAGCAAAAUGUGAGACUCGGAUCAGAAAGUGUGACUCCAGCCCCUGUCGGCACAAUGGCACGUGCUCCGACCUGCCAGGACACUACGAAUGCCAAUGUCCUACAGGUUUUCAAGGGAAGAAUUGUGAAGUUGACAUGGACGCUUGUGCUCUCCCCAACAACACGUGUCCACCGAAGACUCAAUGUUUGGAUCUCCCAGGCGGCCUUGAAUACACCUGCCGUGUACCCUGCCCUCAGAACCUUCAACCAUGUGCCAAUGGAGGACGCUGUGUGCUGAACAAUGCCAGCAGCUACACCUGUAUUUGCACACCUGGCUGGUCUGGUCAGAACUGCCGUGUAAAUGUCAAUGAUUGUGUUCGACACUGGUGUCAAAAUGGAGCCACUUGUGUGGAUGAGAUUGAUGGUUACAGCUGCCUUUGUCCCAGAGGAUACACAGGCAUCUACUGUGAAGAGGACAUUGAUUACUGUGCUGGCCAUCUCUGCUCUGAACAUGGUGUUUGCCUGGACCAGAAGUACAACUUCACCUGCCGCUGCACACUCGGAUUCGAAGGGUCGCUCUGCGAACUGGAAACAAAUGAGUGCAGCAGCUUCCCCUGUGCGAGCGGAGCCACCUGUGUGGACCUAAUCAGUGAUUAUCGGUGCCACUGUCCCCGAGGGUUUGAGGGAAGGACCUGCUCGGAGAACGUAAACGACUGCUGGUCGCAGCCCUGUCUAAAUGGAGGCUCGUGUGUGGAUCUGAUAAAUGACUACAUUUGUCAUUGUCCUUUUGGAUUCAAGGGGAAAGACUGCUCUGUGGAUAUUGACCUUUGCUCAUUUGGAAUGUGCAGCGAGCACACAUUAAUAUGCGCCGAGACCAAGGGUGGACAGGAUGUGUCUUGCACAUGUGAAAGAGGGUUUGGAGGGUCAUUCUGUGAAGUAAGUCUCGAUGAGUGCGAGUCCGAGCCAUGCCAGAACGGCGGUAGUUGUGUGGAUGGCAUUGACCUGUAUCAGUGCUUCUGCUCGGAGGGGUUCGGGGGGUUUAACUGUGAAAUCAACUAUGAUGAAUGUGCCCAUGGACACUGCGCCAAUAAUUCCACAUGUAUUGACCUGGUUGCAGACUAUGAGUGCAUCUGUCCUUCGGGCUUCGCUGGGAAGAAUUGCUCCACACCUGUCUCGGCGUGUGCGUCAGAUGUUGAGUUCUGCAAAAAUGGAGGAAGCUGCUCCCACAACACAGCUGGGGAAAUGUACUGUAUUUGCCCUCCAGGAUACCGUGGCAACGACUGCUCUGCAUCUGUGAACCAAUGUGUGUCAAAUCCUUGCGACCCUGAGGGGACGCUCCUCUGUGAAGAGCUGGCAAAUACUUAUAGGUGUGUGUGUCAACACGGGCACACCGGGCCGCACUGCAAAACGCCUAUAAACCACUGCGUCGACGGCCUGUGUCAACACGGCGCCACGUGUGUUGAUCUAUCAGGAGGGUUCAAGUGCGAUUGUUUACCCGGUUUAACGGGCCGCUUUUGCGAGAUAAACAUUGACGACUGUGAGGUAAAGCCGUGCGGAGUCCUGAGCAUUUGUGAAGACACACUCGGCGGCUACACUUGCUUCUGUGCGCCUGGGUUUAUUGGAAAUAACUGCGAGAUCGAAGUGAAUGAAUGCCUGAGCCAGCCUUGUCAAAACGGAGGCUCAUGCAUCGACGAGCUCGACUCGUUCAGCUGCUGGUGUCCUCUUGGGAUCACAGGGGAACACUGUGAGGUCAACGUAGAUGAGUGCAUGUCUUCACCCUGCCUGCACAACGCCACAUGCGUCGACCUCGUUCACGGCUAUGGAUGUGUCUGUAAGCCUGGCUUUACAGGUACAGAGUGUGAACUUGACAUUGACGAGUGUGCUUCAUCUCCCUGCAAGAAUGGAGCCACUUGCAUUGACCGGCCCGGUAAUUACUUCUGCCAAUGUGUGGCUCCAUUUAAAGGUCAUAAUUGUGAGUUCUUACCCUGUGAGGCCAGUAAUCCGUGCGAGAAUGGCGCAGUGUGUGUGGAGGAGUUGGAUCAGGACCAUUUCCCCUUGGGUUUCCGCUGUCACUGUCGCCGGGGCUUCACUGGCCCCCGCUGUGAAAUCAAUGUGGAUGAGUGCAGCUCCAGCCCCUGUUUUCACGGCUUCUGCUAUGAUGUUGUAGACGGCUUUUACUGCCUUUGCAAUCCUGGCUACGCCGGGCUGAGAUGUGAGCAAGACAUUGAUGACUGUGUGAACAGUUUGUGCAGCGCCAACUCAAUAUGUAAGGACCUCCAUCUGAGUUAUGAGUGUGUGUGUCACUCCGGCUGGGAGGGGGAGUUCUGCCAACGAGAAAUUGAUGAAUGUUUAUCGCAGCCCUGCAAAAACAACGCCACCUGCACAGACCUUCUCAACAGCUACAAGUGUUUGUGCUCACCGGGCUGGACAGGUGUGGACUGUGCAGAGGAUGUGAAUGAGUGUGAUUCCGGGCCCUGUCUAAAUGGAGCUCAGUGUCAGGAGUCAGACGUACCCGGGGAGUUCUCCUGCACCUGUCCACCCUUCUUCAGCGGCCCCUUGUGCAACCAGCCUUAUGACCCCUGCGACCCCCUCCACAAUCCCUGCCUGAACAACUCCACCUGCCUGACACGCUCCAAUGGAACAGCCUUCUGCAGAUGCCCAGCUGGAUUUGAGGGAAGUCGGUGUGAAAUUGACACCAAUGAGUGUAGUUCAAAUCCGUGCCAGAACCAGGGCGACUGUGUGGACCGGGUCAACAGCUACAGCUGUGAUUGUAAGAUGGGAUUUUCUGGCCUUCGCUGUGAGGAAGACAUCAAUGAGUGCGCCUCGAGCCCUUGCCGCAACACCGGCGUUUGUCAAGACCUUGUGAACAAGUUCCACUGCAUUUGCCCUCCUGGUUAUUUUGGAACGCUGUGUGACCUGGAUGUGAACGAGUGUGAAGUUUCACCUUGCCUACACGAGGGCAUCUGUAUCAACACGCCCGGGGGCUUCAAGUGCGUCUGUCGCCCUGGAUACUCAGGGCCACGGUGUGAAGGUAACAUCGACGAGUGCGUCUCAAACCCAUGCCAAAAUAACGGGCGGUGUAUCGACGCUGCUAAUCGAUACCGCUGCUUGUGUCCUGAUGGCUUCACCGGGCUCCACUGCGAGACCAACGUUGAUGAAUGCACGGCAGUGCCCUGUCUUCACGGGAGCUGUCAAGAUGGGGUAUAUUCAUACUCCUGCCUUUGUGAUUCUGGAUGGACCGGCAGCAGAUGUGAAAUAAAUAUUGACGACUGCGCUCCCCGUCCCUGCUUGAAUGGAGGCUCGUGUGUGGAUCUCAUUGAUAAAUACGCGUGCUUCUGUCAGGAUGGAUACGCGGGGAAAACUUGCGAGAUUGAUGUCGAUGUCUGCAAGGCAUCUAACGUCUCGCUGUGUUUCAACGGAGCCUCCUGUCUUGACGGUGAGGGAUCAAACUUCACGUGCAGCUGUCCGCCGGGUUUCAUGGGGGACUUCUGUGAAGUGGAAGUUAACGAAUGUUGCUCAGCGCCCUGCCACAACGGUGCCAUUUGCCAAGAUCUUAUUAAUAGCUACGUCUGCCACUGCAGGUCAGGUUGGACAGGCCUUCACUGUGAGGAUGACAUUAAUGAGUGCCUUCCACAACCCUGCAACCAGGGGAUAUGCAUUCAGAAUGAACCGGGCUAUGGCUACACCUGUUUCUGCCGUCCUGGAUUUGUGGGGAGGAACUGUGAGCACAACUAUGACGACUGCCUGUUGGAUCCAUGUCCGGAAGCAUUUUCCUGUGUAGAUGGCAUCAACAAGGUCAGCUGCCUGCCUCCUGUUACAGAUUCUGUUCCCUUGGCGACUGUAGUCAAGAACAUCACUCGCGGCCCCACACCCAGAGCGCCGACGCCAACACUCAGCCCGGCACCAGCAGCUGAUCAAUCCACAGAUUCAAGCUACACUCACUACUUUGGGGAUUCGUACCUGGAGUUUGAGGGUAUCGACCUUGACGCGCUCAACAACAUCACUGUGAGAUUUCAGACUCGAGCGGCUCAGGGAACUUUGCUCUACGUGGACCAAGGGCCUGCCAACGGCGAUUUCUUCUUCAUGAAACUCUACAUCAGGGAGGGACGCUUGCAGUACGCCUUUUGCUGCAAUGAAGAGGAAGAUGUGAGACGGAUCGGCACUGUGGUUCAUGUCGAUGACGGCGAGGUUCACAUUGUUAAUAUCAGGCAACGCUUGACCCCCUGUGAAGCAGAGCUCACUCUCUCUGGUCACGAGAAAAUCAGAAGCACAGCCAGUAAUUAUUGGUUGGGACACAUGAUCCAGAAAACGAACCACAUCUUUACAGGCGGUCUGCCACAACAAUAUCUACCCAAUCAGAGAGCGAAGCCUUUCCACAACUACACUGGCUGCAUUGAAAUAAUUGAAAUGAAUAAACUGAGGAGCUUUUACACAUCCGACGCCAUCGCCAGCAGCAACGUAGAACAGUGCAGACACACAUUGUAUGCCGUGGAAGCUUCGACAGCAACUUCCUCAAGUUUGACAAUUCAAUCAACCACCUCUGACAGAGUGAACGUAACGAUGGCUGCGGCGGCGGAAGCUUCCACGCAAGCACCAAAACAACCUCCGCGUGAACCUCAACUUUGCCGCGACGGUCUCUGCCGCAACGGAGGGACGUGUCAUCAGCCGCCUGGCAGAGCUCAGCCUUCCUGUCACUGCCCGCUUCACUUUACUGGAACUUUUUGUGAGAAAGACACCACAGUAUACAUCCCCUCAUUCGAUGGCACAUCUUACUUGGAGCUGCAGCCUCUUGCAUCCCUUCUGCAGCCUUCUGGUGCCGGCAAUAAUCUGCCUACUGCCGUCAAGGACACCACCGUUAUUCUCUACCUGACAAUGAAAACAGGAUCGACGCAGGGCACCAUCCUCUACACUCAGGAGCAGAACUUUGGGGAUCAGUUUCUUCACGUGUUCCUUCAAGAUGGAGGCCCUGUUGCUCAACUUGGGUGCGGUGGCAGCCAUGUUUUGAAUGCAGCUGCACGACAGAACAUCAAUAAUAACAGAUGGAUGACGAUCACGGUCAGAUACAAUCUGCCUGUCGGCAAACAAGGAGGGUCAUGUAUGAUUGAAAUAGCUGCAGAUAAUGGCACAGCUCAGCGUCUGGAGGAGUACGUGUCGCACCCCGUGUCGGAGGGAACCUUUGGACCCAUAUUUCUUGGGGAUGUUUCGUCCCACUGGGAGAUGCAUGACGGGAGCGCAAAGGGAGUGCGGAGAUUCAUUGGAUGUAUCAGGGAACUUCAGGUCAACUCGAAGGAGAUUUACCUGGCGGGUGAGGCGGUGAGAGGGAGGAACAUCAAGAACUGCGACCCGCCUGUCUGCCAGCACCUUCCCUGUCGGAACGGAGGGACUUGCGUCAGCGAUGCGGAGGACUGGUUCUGUGAGUGCCCCCCGCUCUACACAGGCCGGCUGUGCCAGUUCAGCGCCUGCGAGCGCGACCCCUGCGGUCACGGAGCCACAUGCAUCCCCAAGUCGCCGCUGGAAGCCGUGUGCCUCUGCCCCUACGGGAGACAGGGUCUACUGUGUGACGAACCCAUCAACAUCACCCGUCCCAGAUUCGGCGGCAGCGAUGAGUUUGGUUACACGUCCUUUGUGGCCUAUCCCUCCGUCCCCAGCCUCAGCCUCUUCUACGAGUUCAAGCUGAAGUUCACGCUUGCCGACAACUCCUCCGCUGUGAGAGACAACCUGAUGCUGUUCGCCGGCCAUAAAGGACGAGGCAACGACGGCGAUGACUUCCUCGUCCUGGGGUUGCGAAACGGCAGAGUCGUGCACAGAUUCAACCUCGGGUCAGGAGUGGCAGCCAUCGUCAGCGAUCGACUGAACCACCGGAUCGACAUUCACACCGUUACGUUUGGAAGGUCAAAGAAAACGGGAUGGCUGAAGGUUGACGGUCAACGCAACAGGACGGGCUCGUCUCCAGGACCCCUGGUCGGCCUCAAUGUUUUCAACCAGCUCUUUGUGGGUGGAUAUAAUGAGUACACCCCCGAACUGCUGCCACUUGGCUCCAGGUUCCGUCAUGGCUUUCAGGGGUGCAUUUUUGAUGUGCAGUUUAGCACAAGGAGAGACGGAAAGUUCCAAGCGCUGGGACAGCCUGCGGGACAUCCAGCCUUCGGGCGCAGCGUGGGUCAGUGCGGCGUCACCCCGUGCGCUCACGUCCGCUGCAGAAACGGAGGGACGUGCGUGGACUCCGGCUCCUCUGUGUAUUGCCAGUGCCCAUUAGGAUGGAAGGGAGCGCUCUGCUCUGAGACCCUGUCUGUGUGUGAUGUCGAGCACAGUCCCCCUCCUCUGUGUGCCCACGGCUCCACCUGCAUCCCUCUCCCCGACGGAUAUACCUGCCAGUGCCCCCUGGGGACGGCGGGGCUCCACUGCGAGAAAGCCGUGACCAUCACUGAUCCAUUCUUCAGCGGUAACCAGUCAUCAUGGAUGUCAUUCCCACCUAUGAGUAUCAGACACAGGACCGUCGUGCAGCUGCAGUUCCAGCCUUUAUCACCUGAUGGCAUCCUUUUCUACACUGCACAGCAUCUCAGCGCCAGAGCUGGAGAUUUCUUCUGCAUCUCCUUGACCUCUCGGUUCGUGCUGCUGCGGUUCAACCUCGGGGACGGUGUCCACGUCCUGAAGUCCACAGAGCGGGUGGACUCGAGUGGUAGGACCUGGCACACGGUGAAGGCUGGCCGCUUUGGUCACCAAGGCUUCCUCAGUCUGGAUGACAAGGAGGUUAGAGAGAACGGGACUGAAGGGAUGGCCACCCUGGAGGUCGCUACAGACCUCUUUGUCGGGGGCGUGUCCACUCUAAGCUUCGUCUCCCCGGAUGCAACAGAAGGGGAGCCGAUGGGCUUCACCGGUGGUUUGAGAGAACUUAUAGUCAACGGUGAAGAGCUGGAGUUAACAGAGACGGGAGCAGUGAGCGGAGCAAACGUAGGAGACUGGGAUGGGACCGCCUGCGGGUACAAGGUGUGCCAAAAUGGAGGCCGCUGCUUGGCAACAGGAAGUGACUCAUUCACAUGCAUAUGCCCACCAUCAUGGACCGGCUCAGUGUGCAACCAGUCCGUAAGCUGUGUAAACAACACCUGCAGACACGGCUCCUUAUGUGCUCCAUCUAUUGUCACCUCGUACCGCUGCAUAUGCCCGUUAGGAUGGGGGGGCAGGUACUGCGACGCACAAAUCACCACUGACACCCUCAAGUUUGUGGGAGACUCCUACGUUAAAUACCAGGACCUGAGAUACAACACAAGAAAUUUUAAAAACACGCAGGUUUCUUUCAGCUUCCACACAAGCUCCAACGACAGUUUGAUCAUGUGGAUGGGAAAGGCUGAACAGGAAGACGACGACUACCUCGCCGUCGGACUGGAGAACGGCCACCUCAAGAUCGCGGUCAACCUCGGGGAGAGACUUUCCCUCCCGAUGACUGUCAGAAAUCUCACUCUUUGCUGUAACAAAUGGCAGAAUGUCUCCAUAUCUUUAAACGGCACAGUCAUUCAGGCGUUCCUAAACGGUAAGAGAGUCCUUUCCCAAGAUGUGGACCCAUUUGAGCGUUACGUGGCCUUAAACUACGGCGGUCACAUUUAUUUUGGAGGAUUUGAGUUGAGCAGAAAUGUCUCAAUCGUCACUUCUGGAUUGUUUUCAAAAGCGUUUGAAGGGAAUCUCAGAAAUGUAUUUUUGUUUAAAGAUACCAAGCCGCUGCUGUUUCUCAGUGAUAGUGAGGGUUUUAAUGUUUUUGAGGGCAAAGAGUAGUAGUGAAAAUAGUCAAAACCAUCUUAAACUUGAUAGUUGUGUUAUAGUGCCUGAUGUGUUUCACACUCGGCAGCAGUUAGUUUACAAUUUUAUGAAGAAAAGUUCAAAUUUAACUCUAUUCUGGUUUUAAUUUUUUUUAACACUGUACAGAUGGAUUUCAUCUGUUUUAUGGAUCAGUGUAGAGCUGCAAUAAUUGAAAGAAAAGGAAUCACCAACUAUUUUGAUAAUCGAUUAAUCACUUCCAUCAUUUUAUGAACAAAAAUGUCAAACAUUUGCUGGUUUCAGCUUCUUAAAUGUUUUGAUUUGCUGUUUCUCUUUAGCAGUAAUAGUAAAUGAAGUCUUUGGGUUUAGACUUUGGGCUCUGGGAAAUUGU